CCCCACCCCAAGAGAAGAGAGUCACAAGCAAACCAGUCCACCACCGCCUCCUCCGUCUCGACCCGCUUGACGGCCACCGUCGCCGUCUCUCAUUUCCUCGAAACCCCCUGACAAGGAGAAGAAAAACAAAGAAAAGAUGGUGAGCGUCGAGGAAUUCUGCCGUGCCCAGAAAUCGAAAGGCCCUGCCUCGGUCCUCGCCAUCGGAACGGCGGUCCCCAAGAACGUCAUCGAACAGAGCACAUACCCGGAUUAUUUGUUUCGGAUCACCAACAGCGAGCACAUGACCGACCUGAAAGAGAAGUUCAAGCGCAUGUGUGAGGGGUCGUCGAUCAAGAGGAGAUACUUGCACAUGACGGAGGAUAUAUUGAAAGAGCACCCGAGCAUGAGUUCAUUCACGGAACCCUCCUUGGAUGCCCGGCAGGACAUCCUGGUGUCGGAAGUGCCGAAGCUGGCGAAGGAGGCGGCGGCGAACGCCCUGAAGGAAUGGGGGCAGCCCAAGUCGAAGAUCACCCACCUGGUGUUCUGCACCACCAGCGGUGUCGACAUGCCGGGCUGCGACUACCAGCUCACCAAGCUCCUGGGCCUCCGCCCCACCGUCAAGCGGUACAUGAUGUACCAGGUGGGCUGCUACGGCGCUGGCCUGGUCCUCCGCAUCGCCAAGGAUCUUGCUGAGAACAACAAGGGGGCUCGCGUCCUCGUCGUGUGCUCCGAGAUCACCGUCUGCACCUUCCGCGGCCCCACCGAGACCUACCUGGACAACCUCGUGGGCCAGGCUCUGUUCGGCGAUGGCGCCUCCUCGGUCAUCGUGGGCUCGGACCCCGUCCCGGGGAUCGAGAGGCCCCUGUACGAGAUCGUCUCCACCUCCCAGACUAUCCUCCCAAACAGCGAGGGGGCCAUUGCUGGGCACGUCCGGGAGAUCGGGCUCACCAUCCACCUCCUCAAGGACGUGCCGGGCCUCAUCUCCAAGAACGUCGAGAAGAACAUGGCUGAGGCGUUCCACCCACUGGGCAUCACCGACUGGAACUCGCUCUUCUUCAUCGUGCACCCCGGCGGGCCCGCGAUCCUCGACGACGUCGAGGCCAAGUUGAAGCUCAAGCCCGAGAAGAUGGAGGCUUCCAGGUAUGUGCUCGGCGAGUAUGGCAACAUGUCUAGCGCAUGCGUCUUCUUCAUAAUGGACGAGAUGAGGAAGAAAUCGAUCAAGAAAGGGCUCAAGACCACUGGAGAGGGGCUCGAAUGGGGCGUGCUCUUCGGAUUUGGUCCCGGCCUCACCGUCGAGACCGUCGUCCUCCACGCCCUGUCUGCUUAGGGCUUCGCAUCGGGGUCCGACCUCGCCUGCCUCCUCCACCUAUUCCUAUUUCCACUUAUGAUAUCCUGUUGUUAUUCGUAUGGUCUUUUUCGAUGUUGGUCUAGAGCCUUCUUGGUGAUGUUUUGGAUUGUGAUGCCACGGGGAGUAAGCGUUUAUGUUGUUAGCUGCUCCUUCUAUCUUCAAUUAUCAAUCUACUCUUAUGUGCCCCUUCCCAUGUAACACCACGUGAUUCUAGCUUUUUUAUCGUUUUGUUCAUCAUCA
This is a messenger RNA of Eucalyptus grandis, 1567 nucleotides long. RefSeq names its product chalcone synthase A-like. NCBI's taxonomy places the organism in Eukaryota, Viridiplantae, Streptophyta, Magnoliopsida, Myrtales, Myrtaceae. The coding region runs from base 137 to 1306 and encodes 389 amino acids. Gene Ontology annotation, molecular function: acyltransferase activity, transferring groups other than amino-acyl groups. The record is from RefSeq and is a predicted model, not a curated record. Gene Ontology annotation, biological process: polyketide biosynthetic process. The transcript has 2 exons.